CAUGGGCACAGCUGCGGGCUGGACGCCGCUUCGCGCCGCCGGGGAGCGGAGGAGAGAGAACGGAGCGGAGCGCGGCGAGGGAGGCAGAUGCGUUGCUGUUCCCGUAGAGCCUUCGCCGCUUCGCCCCAGGCCGUCGUGAGCGCGCCGGGAGGAUCAUGACCGAAGCCCUCAUCUCUGCUGCUCUGAACGGGACGCAGCCCGAGCUGCUGGCCGGCGGCUGGGCCGCGGGAAACGCCACCACCAAGUGCUCCCUGACCAAAACGGGCUUCCAGUUCUACUAUCUGCCCACCGUCUACAUCCUCGUCUUCAUCACCGGGUUCUUGGGCAACAGCGUGGCCAUCUGGAUGUUCGUCUUCCACAUGCGGCCAUGGAGCGGCAUCUCGGUGUACAUGUUCAACCUGGCGCUGGCUGACUUCCUGUAUGUCCUCACGCUGCCCGCCCUCAUCUUUUACUACUUCAACAAAACCGACUGGAUCUUCGGGGAUGUCAUGUGCAAACUGCAGAGGUUCAUUUUCCACGUGAACCUCUACGGCAGCAUUCUGUUCCUCACGUGCAUAAGCGUGCACAGGUACACGGGUGUCGUGCACCCGCUGAAGUCGCUGGGGAGGCUGAAGAAGAAGAACGCUGUGUACAUCAGCUCACUGGUGUGGGCCCUGGUGGUGGCCGUCAUCGCGCCCAUCCUCUUCUAUUCGGGGACAGGGGUGAGGAGGAACAAAACCAUCACGUGCUACGACACCACGGCCGACGAGUACCUGCGGAGCUACUUCGUGUACAGCAUGUGCACCACGGUGUUCAUGUUCUGCAUCCCCUUCAUCGUCAUUCUCGGCUGCUACGGGCUGAUCGUGAAAGCUCUGAUCUACAAGGACCUGGACAACUCUCCUCUACGGAGGAAGUCCAUCUACCUGGUCAUCAUCGUGCUGACGGUCUUCGCCGUCUCCUACCUCCCCUUCCACGUGAUGAAGACCCUGAACCUGAGGGCCAGGCUGGAUUUCCAGACGCCGCAGAUGUGUGCCUUCAACGACAAGGUGUACGCCACCUACCAGGUGACGCGGGGGCUGGCCAGCCUCAACAGCUGCGUCGACCCCAUCCUCUACUUCCUGGCCGGGGACACCUUCCGCCGGCGGCUCUCCAGGGCCACCCGCAAGUCGUCCCGGAGGAGCGAGCCCAACGUGCAGUCCAAGAGCGAGGAGAUGACGCUCAAUAUUUUGACAGAGUACAAGCAGAACGGGGACACCAGUUUGUGAACGGAUGUGAAAGGUGUGGGGACUCCUUUUUGCAGUAACGCUGCAUCCUGACACCGCCGGACAGCCCUGCGCACGCGUGUGUCGGGAUGGUCUGCCAUCCCCAUUCAUUUUAGAUAAAGGCUCUUUUUCUAAGAUUAGAAAAAGCUUAACACAGUAAGUGGAAGAAUUUUAAUCUUAGUGGAGAAUAACAUGUCAGAAUUCAGCUCUCCUGCUCCUUGCAGAGUUCUCAUUUCUUUCUGACUUGUGUCAGAUGAAGUAAAAUGAAGCAAAUCCCCUGAAGGAAGAGAGCAAUCAAAGUGCUUCUGUUUUAAUGGCUCAGACUCCCACACUCCAAAAGGAUCUUCGCCCGCCUCCCUUGCAAACAGGAAAUGCAGACGAGGAGCUCAGCACGGCCCCCGGAGCUGCCCCUUUGGUAGCUGCCCACGGCCCCGGCGCGGCU
Molecule: messenger RNA, 1683 nt
Organism: Centrocercus urophasianus (Greater sage-grouse)
Lineage: Eukaryota; Metazoa; Chordata; Aves; Galliformes; Phasianidae
Gene: P2RY1
Product: purinergic receptor P2Y1
Exons: 2
Coding region: 156-1244 (362 amino acids)
Biological process (GO): relaxation of muscle; platelet activation; phospholipase C-activating G protein-coupled receptor signaling pathway
Cellular component (GO): plasma membrane
Molecular function (GO): A1 adenosine receptor binding; G protein-coupled ATP receptor activity; ATP binding
Source: RefSeq, a predicted model, not a curated record